Messenger RNA from Symbiodinium necroappetens, 1030 nucleotides. NCBI's taxonomy places the organism in Eukaryota, Dinophyceae, Suessiales, Symbiodiniaceae. The record is from the annotation of a GenBank genome assembly.
GACGAUGCUAACAGCCUGUGCUCAUCAGCUGGAUCAGCUGCCUUUGCUUACCUUUGCCUCGCUCAGGAAGAUGGAGGCGGAGGGAGAGGCGGGCCAGUCGGAGCAAGAGCCACACAAAAGGCCGCCGGAGGAGGACCGAGAGCCAGAUCGCCCGGACAAGUGGAACAAGCCGGCCUACAAAGGACGUCAGGGGAAAGGACAGUCUUGGGGCGGCGGAGGUUGGAGGACGUGGGAGAAUACAUCCCAGGACCAGCCGAUGGACAAUGCCACUCGUCACCUCCUUCGAACUCUUGUGAAGACAACGCUGCGACUGGACGAGGACGUGAGCCGGCUCAGAGCAGAUUGCAAUUUCAUGCUCUUCGUGGACAGUGUGACGGAGACGAACACACUGCAGACUCUGAGAGAGGCAGCUCAGAAGUGGCAAGAGGCCUUUGUGGAGAAGAAGGUGACCACUUCUCUCCGCGUGAUUCUCUUUUGCGGGUUGGUGAAGCGUCUCCGCGAAGCAGUGGAGCAAGUCCAAACGGACGACGAGCUCAAAGAUCGUCUUCUUCGCGUGGGGUGGUUAGAGGACGGCGUCAAUGCUCUCCUGCCGGCCUGGCAUUAUUUUCGAUGGGACGCUGCCGCACAGCGACAGGUGGUCUCGGAACGGCCACCCCUGACCCAGGACCGCCUUCUGAAGUGCCUGGAUGUUCUGGAGAAGGGCUGCAGCCCCCCCACAGUCCUCCUGAGGUUCCGCUCGACGCACAAGCUGGGUCAGGAGACGCAGGCAGACGUGGUUCCGUUCAUGCUUUCCAUCAGCCUUCGGACCUCGGUAUCCCACGAAUGCCACGAAGCUUUGUCAAUUCUGGCAUACAGCGGCGCCUUGAAGAUGCUUGGGCUUCGGCUGCGCCCAGAAAGGGCGCAACAGUCCCAGAUGGCCAAGGAGUUGACCGAGGCUUAUCUGACGGUCCCCUACACGGACUGGACCCGUCGGCCGGCCCCGUGGACACAGCAACAGCCGCUGCCCACCGCAGAUGCCAUGGAGAAGUAG